Agrilus planipennis (emerald ash borer) is the source of this 9779-nucleotide messenger RNA. RefSeq names its product hemocytin. Gene Ontology annotation, cellular component: extracellular region; extracellular matrix. Lineage: Eukaryota; Metazoa; Arthropoda; Insecta; Coleoptera; Buprestidae. The transcript is spliced from 48 exons. Gene Ontology annotation, molecular function: chitin binding; protein binding. The coding region runs from base 153 to 9752 and encodes 3199 amino acids. The record is from RefSeq and is a predicted model, not a curated record.
CAUUUUCCUAUAAGUGUCAGGGACAAAGUACAAACUACUUAAUUCGACCGCGAAUCUCGCAGUUUAUUGUAGGUCGCCCUUGCAUUCGUGGCAUUUUUUUUAAUUUCUUUAAUAAAUAUUAUGUUACUUUUUACAGUUUAUUAGUGGUAAAUAUGAGGACGUAUAUUUUGUUAUUAUUUAUGAUAUGGAUAUCUUUUUGUAAGGCAUAUCUAAAUCCUGGGCCUUAUCAGUACAUGCAGUCUCCCAUGUUCUUGCAAGAUUUACAUGGAACUGUAAAAUCCUCUUAUCAAUCCCAUUCAAGUUCUGGUGGAGUUAAAACAUUUACAAAAACAUCGUCGGGGAUUUCCCAUUCAUUUCCAACCAGUAUUGAAUACAGGGGGGGAUGCAAGGAUAUUCCGACUGCUCCAAUGAAUGCAGGAAUUAAGUGUUCGGUAUAUAAUGGUUGUAAAGCUAAUUGCAUACCGAACUAUCAAUUUCCAAAUGGCGAAAUUCAACUUUAUAUUACUUGUCGAGAUGGAGAAUGGGAAAUUGAAGGAACCGAAUGGAGUACCAUACCAGCUUGCGAACCUAUUUGUAUGCCACCUUGUAUUAACAACGGUAUAUGCACAGCACCUAAUGAAUGUAACUGCCCUGAGAACUAUUCCGGUCCUCAAUGUCAAUUUCAGAACAUUCCUUGUUUAAAUCAACCCCCGAUGUCUAUUAAUUCUAGAAGAACUUGCACAUCGAAAUCUUGUAUCAUCGCCUGUUUGGAAGGGCAUCAAUUUCCCGAUGGAUCCCAAAUAACUAACUUAAUGUGCGAAAACGGAAUGUGGAUGCCGACACGACAAGAUUGGGUUACUGUUCCUGAUUGCGAACCUAUUUGUUCUCCACCUUGCCAAAACGGCGGUAAUUGUUUGUCUUUCAAUGUCUGCCAAUGUCCACAGGAGUAUAGGGGGCCACAAUGCCAAUACAGAGCGGAUGCUUGUACAUCAACAAAACUCCAGUUUAACGGAGGGUACAAUUGUUCUAUCACGGGAGAAUUUUUCAGUUGUGUUUUGUCGUGUCCUGAAGGCGUAGAUUUUGAAUUUCCUCCAGCUUCAAUUUAUACGUGUAGUUACGACACAGGGACAUUUGUCCCGUUUCCAAUUCCGCAGUGUGUUUAUGGGCAUUUAAUACCUAUUCAUGGCAAUAAUAUGUACUAUAAUGAGUUCAAUUCUUCAUUUUCAUUUGGUGGAGCAUUUAUGGAAGGUCAACAGAUUGAAGGAACAGGCAAAAUUAGUUUCGAUUCUCAAAAUACUUUCAUUCCAGAAAUUCACUUUCCAGUGCCAAAUCCUCCACCAGAAAAGUUAGUCAACAAUAUUCAGUUUAUUCAAAAUCCAAAUUCUGUUAGUGGUGAAUAUUCAGUUGUUGAAACUAAGAAACCGGAGCCAGGCAUUUGCUUCACAUGGGGUGGAACGCAUUUUAAAACAUUCGAUGGAAAAGUUUUCAGUUUUGAAUCCUCUUGUGCACAUGUUCUGGUUCGCGAUUUAGAAGACCACACAUUCAGUGUAAUUGUAAAAAAUAACAAAGAAUGUGAAAUAAAUAAAGAAUGUUAUAGAAUUGUUCACAUUUAUCUCCAAGACAAGGAAUACAUUCUUACAAAAAAAAAUGGAGUUCCGGUUUUUGCAUCUCCGAAAAAGAUUUUUCCAAUUCCUGCACGUUUGGCAGGAAUUAGGGCUGAAAUGUCAGCUCAUUAUUUCGUAGUUAUAAUUGAUCCUGUGGGUGUUACAAUUAAAUGGGAUGGACAGCAAUUGGUUCAAGUAGAAGUUAAAGAAAAUAUGUGGAAUCGUACAGAAGGUCUUUGCGGUAGGAUCGAUGGUAAUCCUCACAAUGAUAUGAUAGCCAAGAGCGGACUGGUACCUAAAAGUGUGGUAACUCUUGCCACCAGUUGGCAAGUAGAUAACGUUCAAGCAACGUGUAACAACAUCCCCAAAGAAGAGCAUGCUUGUCAGGAUAAUAACGAUAAAAACUCUGAAGGACAUAAAGCAAUGGAUUUUUGUCAAAAAUUACUCUCCGAUAACCGUUUUAAAGUAUGCCAUUCUGUUAUGGACGUGUUUAUGCUGUUGGACGCGUGCCGAUGGGAUUAUUGUAAUUGUGAGGAUUUUCCAGAAAAAUGUGCGUGUCAGACUCUCAAUGUAUACGUUCGAGAAUGUGCACAUAAAGGCGUCACCACCUUAACCAAGUGGAGAGACCAGGAGUUUUGUCCUAUGCAAUGUUCUGGAAACAGAGUUUACAUGCCUUGCGCACCUCCAGAAGGUCAAGAAGUGUGCGGGGACGUACACGAAAAAUCUAAUGAAGAUGGAACAUGCGAAGAAGGCUGCUACUGUCCCCAAGGAACAGUUUUGCACAAUUCAGAAUGCAUUAUAAAAGAAAAUUGUCCCUGCCGCUUGCGAGGAAAAGAUUUUCCACCAGGCUCUUCUGUUCCUAAAGAUUGUAACACUUGCACCUGUUUAAGUGGAAAAUGGGUUUGCACUCAAGUAGCCUGUGGAGGAAGAUGUUCAGCUCUAGGAGAUCCACAUUACAUAACGUUCGAUGGAAAACGCUACGACUUUAUGGGACAAUGCUCAUACUAUCUGGUGAAACACACUAACUUUUCUAUAGAAGCUGAAAAUGUACCAUGCAGCGGGGCUAUUUCGCAAGCUAUGAAUCUUCCUUCAGCUGUAACUUCCGGUUUACCGUCAUGUACAAAAACCGUUACCAUCAGGAUCUCAGAUCAAACCAUUAAACUUAAACAAAAUCACCAAGUAACUGUUAACGGCCAAGAAAUAACUCGAAUCCCUUACAAAAUAGCUGAUGUUAAUAUAAGAAGUGUAUCUUCGAUUUUCUUACUCGUUGAGCUUCCUGAGAAAGUGGAAGUGUGGUGGGAUGGACUGUCUAGGGUAUACGUGGAUCUUCCAGCAAUUUUUAAACGCCAAACAGGGGGUCUUUGUGGAACCUUCACUGAUAAUCAAAAAGACGACUUUCUCACUCCCGAGGGGGACAUUGAGAAAACGCCAGGAGCCUUUGCGAAUAAAUGGAAAACAGCUGAAAAAUGUACUGACGUCACAGAAAAACUGGUAUCUCAUCCUUGCGAGGCAAAUAUUCAAAAUAAGGCGACUGCUGAACAACAUUGCAGCAUAAUUAAGUCUAAAGAGUUUGAAGAUUGUCAUUGGUAUGUUGAUCCUGAACCUUUUUACCAAGAUUGUAUGUAUGAUGUUUGUGCCUGCGAAACUAAAGAGUUAUCCAGUUGUUUAUGUCCCAUGAUAUCAGCUUAUGCCCAAGAGUGUGCAUUGAAAGGAAUAAAAGUAGAUUGGAGAAAUAAUGUUCGAGAGUGCGGAAUUCGUUGUACUGGUGGACAAAAAUACCAAAUAUGCGGAAACUCAUGUACUAGAACGUGUUCGGAUGUUUCCCUUCAUCCCGACUGUGAUCGUUUGUGCAUUGAAGGGUGCAACUGUCCCGAAGGGGAAGCCUUAGAUGAAUACGGAGAAUGUAUUCCAAUUGGGCAGUGCAGCUGUCAACAUGAAGGACUAGAAUUCCGAGCAGGAUACAAGGAAGUUAGACCUGCUAGCAAAGGUCUAGAGUUAUGUACUUGUUUAAAUGCUCAAUGGAGUUGUCAACCAGCAACAGAAGAAGAAGUGAAGAAAUAUCCUAACGCAGGUGAUUUGAAAACGAUGUGCGAUUCUUCUAAAAAUUGGGAAUUUACCACUUGUGAAUCAGAAAGGCCCACAACGUGCAAAAACAUGCAUUCCAUUGAAUAUGCCACUAGUUCCGAAUGCCAUCCUGGAUGUCAGUGUAAAGAAGGAUAUGUGCUGGAUAGUCACAGUAACGAAUGCGUACAGCCUACUGAGUGUCCUUGUCAUCACGGUGGACGAAGUUAUGGAGAGAAUGCAAUCGUUCAGAGUGACUGCAACACUUGCACUUGCAAGGGUGGAAAAUGGUCAUGUACUGAACGUCAAUGUGCAGCAGAGUGUAGCACAUGGGGCGAUUCUCAUUACAAAACGUUUGAUGGAAAAAUGUACGAUUACCAGGGACAAUGUGACUACGUUUUGGCAAAAGGAGUUUUAACCACUGAUGAAUCAUUUGAUAUUUCCAUACAAAAUGUACCUUGCGGUGCCCUGGGAGUUUCUUGUUCCAAAUCAGUUACCAUAAAAGUGGGUCACGGAUCUCAAAUGGAAAAGAUUACUUUGACAAGAGAAUCGAGUAUUCCUGUUGGAACUGGCCUGAAGAGAAUGUCUAUUCGCCAAAAGGGAUUGUUUGUUAUUGUAGAAGCUGCGGAACUGGGUUUGGUCAUACUUUGGGACAAGGGAACGAGAGUGUACAUUAAACUGGACCCACAGUGGAAAGAUAAAGUGAAAGGAUUAUGUGGUAAUUACAAUGACAACGAGAAUGACGAUUUUCAAACACCAUCGGGAGGUAUUACCGAAGUGUCGGCUCAGCUUUUCGGGGAUUCCUGGAAAUUGCAAUCUUAUUGUCCUGAAACUGUAGAAAUAACCGAUACGUGUGAACAAAGGCCGGACAGGAAAAUUUGGGCAGUUAAAAAGUGUAGUAUUUUAAAGUCUUCUUUGUUUGCCCCCUGUCAUUCUGAGGUUUCUGUAGACGACUAUCUUAAUCGUUGCAUUUUUGAUACUUGUGCAUGCGAUCAAGGCGGAGAUUGUGAAUGUUUAUGCACAGCACUGGCCGCUUACGCUCAAGAGUGUAAUAAUAAAGGAGUUCCAGUGAAAUGGAGGAGUCAGGAAUUAUGCCCUAUCCAGUGCGAUCAACGUUGCUCGAAAUAUAGUCCAUGUAUAUCUACUUGUCCGCUCGAAACAUGCGAUAAUCUGCCUGUCCAAAGCAAAUUGAGCAAAUUGUGCACCGAAAGUUCUUGCAUUGAGGGUUGUCAGAUGAAGCCAUGCCCACCUGGACAUAUUUUUUUGAACUCAUCGGCACUUGAUUGUGUUCCAAUAAACGUCUGCAAACCCGUUUGUUUGAAAAUAGGCGAAGCUAUUUACUACGAAGGGGAUAUUAUUGAAGAGGACGAAUGUCAUGUAUGUUUCUGCUCAAGAGGUCAAAAGUUUUGUAAAGGGCAUCCAUGUGCUGCUACUACUACUACUGAACCCCAGAAAGAACAACGUCUUAAAUGCGUAAACGGUUGGACAAAAUGGUUAAAUCAGGAUAGAAUACCAGCAAGAAAAACAAAAAUUGGCCAAAAGAAACUUACCGAUAUCGAACCUUUGCCAUCACAACUUUUGAUGAAUCAAAUGAAAGGAAAAGCAAGGUGUUCUGUGAAUGAAAUGACGGACAUAGAAUGCCGCACUGUCAAGGGCCACAAACAUCCGAAAGAAACGGAUUUAGAUGUAGAAUGCAGUUUAGAAGGAGGUCUGGUAUGCAAAUCGAAGGAAGGGGAAAAACCAUGUGAAGACUUUGAAAUUCGAGUUAAAUGCCAAUGUGAAGAAACAACUUCUUCCACCGCAACUACUCCACCAGUAACUACCGUAGCUACAGUAAUUACAGCAUCCCCUUGUGAUUUAACUACCCCUAACCAAGAGCAUCCCACCGACUGUCACUUGUUUUAUGAGUGUGUUACAAACAUGCUUGGUCAAGCAGAACUGGUAGAAAAAAGCUGCGGUUCUGGUACUUUAUACAAUCCAAAAACCUAUGUAUGCGAUUGGGCUGCAAAUGUUAUUAGCAUCAAACCCCAAUGCGGCGAAGGAUCACUAUGUCCAUCUGGCGAGAAGUUCGACUCUUGUGCUGUAGACUGCAAUAAUAUGUGCAUGUAUUACAAGUAUUUAAUGAAACAGAACGGUUUUUGCAACAAUUAUGAAGAUUGUGUAAAAGGUUGCGUUUCGGAACUUAAACCAUCUUCUUGUCCAAAUGGUAUGUUAUGGUCAAGCAAUCAGACGUGUGUUCAAAAGCAAAACUGUAUGUGUGUUACUGACCAAGGAAAACCAGUGAAGCCAGGAACAGUUGUUAAAGAGUCAGAUUGCGCAGUUUGUCAGUGUAUUGACAACUUUUAUACUUGUGACGAGUCAGCAUGUGUUACUAAAGAAAUGACCAGUACAUUCGAAACUAGUACAACACCUUCUACUAGCACUACAGUAUUUGGCACAACACCUGAAUUAAAAACUAGUAGUACUAUAUCAUCCACCGGUACUGAAGUGUUCACUAUUAAAAAUACAGAAACUCCACCACCCGAAUGUGAUGGAAGCAGGUUCAUUAAUUUAAUUGAUGGUGACACUCCUCUGCCUGAUGAGGCUUUUAGUGCUAGUAGUGAACUAGGCCAAUAUUUUUCUCCAAAAUAUGCUAGAUUAAACAAUGAAGUAACUGACGGUUCAGGAGGUAGUUGGAUUCCUAAAUCAUCGGAUCAAAGUCAAUAUCUACAAAUUGACCUAGGAAAACAAGAACCGGUGUAUGGCAUAAUACUUAGAGGAAGCCCAUUAUACAAUAACUUUGUAACAAGUUAUAAAGUAACUUACAGUCCUGAUGGUUUCACCUUCCGAUAUAUUACAGAUGAAAAUAAUCAACCAAAAAUAUUCAGAGGUCCUACGGAUAAUAAAGAAGCAGUUAAACAAAUGUUUCCUGUUCCCGUUGAGGCAAAACUAAUAAAAAUCCUUCCUGUCACAUGGCAUGACACAAUUGCAUUAAGAGUUGAAUUACUUGGAUGUGGGGAAGAAUCAGUUAUCACUACUGAAACUCCAACAACAGUGACACAAACCGAAACCGUUUUCUCUAAAUUGUCAACAAAACCUCCCCCACCAUUGUGUACUGAAGUAAUGGGAGUCGAUAAUGGUUUGAUUGCAGAUGAACAAAUUUCCGUUAGUUCAGAAUUGAACAAGGAUCAUGAUAAAACUCAAUUAAAAAUGAAUGGGGUAUCUUAUUGGCAACCACUUACGAAUUCUCCAUUGGAAUGGGUUCAAUUUGACUUCUUGGAGCCCCGUAACAUAACUGGCUUUGUGAGCAAAGGAGGUCCCAAUGGUUGGGUGACAAAGUUUAAAAUUAAAUUUUCGCACGACGGGAAGGUGUGGUAUGCUAUUCUAGAUGGUUCUCGAAAUGAAAAAGAAUUUCUCGGAAAUUAUGACGAAAAUUCAGAACAAACUAACUAUUUUGAUCUACCCUUGCAAGCGCGUUUCUUCAAAUUACUGCCUGAGAAGUGGCAUCGUAACAUUCAAUUGAGAGCUGAAGUAUUGGGAUGUUAUAAACCAUAUCCAACAACAACCAAAACUCCACCUGUUGUUAAGAAUUGUGAUUCUUGUCCCGGUGUCACAAAUGUCGAAAGCGAGCUUGAUAUAUGCAAAUGUGAACAGGGUUUAUGGUGGGAUGGUGAAAAUUGUGUUCAAAGGUCGCAGUGUCCUUGUAUGGUAGGACACUUUUCUUAUGCAGUUGGAACAGUAUUUGAAAAGGAAGAUUGUUCACAAUGUAUUUGCAAACUUGGCGGUAUCGAACACUGUACGCCCAAGGAAUGCGAAAAAUGCGAAGAGGGUUUACGAAAAGUAGUGACAAGCACUUGUGGGUGCAUUUGUCAACCAUGCAACGAAGGAACAAUAUUGUGCCCUACAAACAACAUUUGCAUUAACAGUACCCUUUGGUGUAAUGGUAUUGAAGAUUGUUCAGAUGACGAACUGAGUUGCACUACCGACGCCACUAUUACAGCGACAGUUCCAACAACCGAAAUAACAACAGUUACCAAAGCUUCACAUCUUACGUGUUCAACCCCAUCUUGUCCCCCUGGCUAUAAGUUGAAAAUCAAGAGACCGUCCAAGGCAGAAAAAUUACAUUCAAAUUUGUCGCCCAUGUUCUCAUUUUUUGGAAGAAAGGCGUCUAAUAAGAGGAAUUAUAGAUCAGUCAAGGGCUUCACAAAGAAAGGAACGAAAUCGAAAACUACCAAAAAUCUUAAAAAGCCAGUUGCCUUUAAGCACCAACUGAAAGAAGCAGUUGAAGAGGAUCUUCAAGAACAAAAGGAAUGUCCUCGAUUUAGUUGUGAACCUCCUCCUCCACAAUGGGUGAAUGGAUCAGAGUAUCAUUGCCCUCCAGCAAUUUGUCCUGCAGGGUAUACACCAGAAUAUCAUCAAGAAGAAAUUAAAACCGGCGGUUUAAAUUGUCCCAGGUAUACAUGCCAACAGCCACCCCUUCCAGAUGCAGUGUGCAAUAUUACAGGGCGAACAUUUAUAACUUUCGAUAACACGGAGUUUAAAUACGAUAUUUGUGAGCACGUUUUAGUGAGAGAUGUGGAGGAAGAUCUGUGGGAAAUAGUUUUAAGAAAAACUUGCACCGUAAUAUGCUCUCGUGAAUUGGUUAUCUACUAUGAUGAACAUUUAUUUGUACUUCAUCCUGAUUUGUCCGUUGAAUUCGAUAAUUAUAAAUACACCGUCGAUCAGACAAAGAAAAUUGGUUCUCAAUCCCAAUCGUUUAUGGUAUCGCGAUUAGGUGACGUAUUACUCUUUAUAUCACACCAUUAUCGAUUUUGGAUAAUUUGGGAUAAAAAUGCAAAUGUGAAAAUUGGCGUGGCUGGAGAAUUAUCAAGGAAAGUCGACGGUUUAUGUGGAUAUUUCAAUUAUCGACGAUGGGACGAUAAACGAAAACCUGAUGGGAUGCUAGCCAAGACAACGGUUGAAUUUGGGGAUAGUUGGGGAUCAAUCAAUCGUCCACAGAUUUGUGAAGUAAAAGCGUGUCCUAUCCACGUACAAAACAAGGCUUGGGAAAUGUGUCAAAAAGUCAAGCAAGGAAUUUUAGCCCUUUGUAACUCAGCCAUAGAUGUGGAAGCAUUUAUUUCUCGUUGUUUAGAAACGACAUGCAACUGCUUGCAAGAAGCUGAAGAAGAUACAAACAGAGAAGAUCAAUGCAGAUGUGGAGUGCUUCAGUCUUUCGUGGUCGAUUGUAUGACUUCUGACCCGAGUUUGGAAUUAUCAGAUUGGAGAAUGCAACAAGAUUGUCCGGCAAUUUGUGAUGCGCCCUUGGUACAUUACGACUGCUAUAGAAGACGUUGUGAACCUAGUUGUGAAUCUUUAUCGGAUCCUAAUGCGUGUCCCCAAUUAUCCCACGUAUGCUUCCCUGGAUGCUAUUGCCCGCCCGGUUAUGUACAUAAAGGAGGCGACUGCGUUCUUCCCACAGCUUGCAGGGAUUGUGAGUGUACAGUUUUACCUCAUCUACAGUAUAUCAGUUAUGAUGGUAACAAUGUUAGCGUUAGUGGAAAUUGCGAUUACGUAAUGACGAGGGAUGUGACUCAAAAGGAAAAUGGGCAACAUCGGUUUCAGGUUAUAAUUACUAAUGGUCCUUGUGAAGACAACAAGAAAAAAAUGUGUGUUAUGAAAGUUACUAUUUUACACCACCAUCAUGAAAUAGUAAUAACAAAAGAUAACGAAAAUAAAAAUUUCAAAGUCAACCUAAAUUCGGAACAAAUAACUCAUUAUGGAAAUAUAAACGAUUGGUUGGAUGUAUUAGAAGGCGUGACGAAGCAUCUUUUGAUUCUUCUAAAAGACGAACAAGUUGAGAUUUUUAUUUAUUUCCCAUUACUUGGAGUGUCAGUAAAGGCACCGUCCAUGAAACAUGGAGGUAAAUUAGAGGGACUAUGUGGAGAUUGUGAUGGAGAUAUUGAUAACGAUAUGCGAAUAUCUAAUGGAACAAUAACUAAAAAUUCAGAAGACUUUGCCCUUGCUUGGUUAUCUAGCGGCCAAUCUACAGAAAAUUGUCUCAACAAACCCGAAAAAGAAUGCAAACCUCUACCGAUCGAGUCUGAUCCAUGCUUACUUUUGGUGGACAUUGAGAUUUUUGGAAAGGUAUAGUACCUUAUUUCAUACAUAUUUAAAUAU